GCAGAGUGGAGCUUGCCGUCUGGCUUGUUCGACCGGUCGCUAGCUGCCCUAGCUGCGGCCCGCAGUUGUUGGAGGGAGUACAGUGCAGCUGGUAGCGCGGAGGCAGGACAUCCGCUCGCGACUCGACAUUUCCUUCUCUUGCGGUUUCACAAAGGGAAUAAUCGCAUCGAGUGAUUCCUCAGUCCUGGUAAAGGCACAGAAACCAAAUCUGGUGUCUUCACAUCGCUUUAUAAGGCUUGCGUGUCGUAAUAGAGAUUAUAUAUGUUCCUUACAGAAGGAAACUGAAAUUGUUCGUGGAAUUUUGUGCCAGAGGUUGGUUUUGUACCGUGAAACAUCUGAAAUCAGUAUUCAUGUGUCAGUGUUAUAUGAAUGAUAAAUCCUGUCUGAACUGAUGCGUGAUAUGACAUUAAAGUUGGUAAUAUUUGUAUCUGUACAGAAUGCUGUGAUAUAUAUGUUUAAAGUGUAGUUGUGGUUUUCGUUAAAAUAUGUGUUGUAUAUUUUAAUUAACACGUUUGAAACAAACAAAAAAAAAAAGACAGUCAUGUGACGUUUCGAACUUUAGAAUUCUGAGUGCGAAGUUUUUGAAAACAGGCAUUGUGCUGAACUAUUACAGUGAAAGUGACGAGCCAAAACAGUGAUUCUCCAUCACGAUAAGUGCCCCUUGUUUUCCUAAGAAGCGCCCAAACUUGUGUCUAAGCCGGUAUGGGGUGGCGGUAAAGGAGCACGUGGUUCUGUAACCAGUUUCCUGCGCCCUCCCGUAGUGUGUGUGACAUCUGGAGCGCUUGCGCCAAAGAAUCCCUCCCCCCUCUCUGUUUUUGCUACCCUUUUGUACCGAAUAAAGAAGGAAACAGUUCUGAAGCAUGUACUGGGGAAGGGAGUAGUGAAACAAACGUUUCACCUAAAACGAUUUAGAAAACGUCAUCAGUUGCGAAGGUUAAAGAAGAAACAGAAGUCAUUUUUACUAGCACGUGUGUAUUUCUACGAAAACAGAAUCGUGAUUUAGGUAAAUGGCCGGAAAGUGCAAAGGAAAAGUCCAUGUUCCAACCAGAUUCAGCGGGGUUGAAGGUGGUAAUGUAUUAGUUACGCGGAGUUACGUUCGUUUGUAUUUAAGUACCAAGAAUUUAUUUUAAGUUGAAAGAAAUUCAUGCAAAAUGGUUUUAUAAUAAUGGUAACAAUUGAAGAUCUCCGUUGAAACCACUGGCACAGUACGGCUCGCCUCCAAACGGGGAAGUCGUUUUGUCCGUGGUUAGUGUAAUGGACUCGUGUUUCCCUCCUCUGGCGGCCCUGAGCCUCAGGGACCAUCGCAAAUCAAACGGCCACCAGACCAAUAAUAACCGUCAGGGCCGCCCUGCCUCCGCGCAACAGCCGCCCGGGGAGGCCGACAGCUAUGGCAAGAUAGAGAUACUGCAGGACCUGGAUCUCUACUACAUCCGUCAAAUAGCCCACAAUCUCAAGGAAUAUGAUCUGGAGCAGAAGAUCGACCUGGAGAUUAAGAUGCGCGAGGGUACAACUAAACUACUGGCUGCUUGUCGACACCAGACGCAAACCUUGGAGGCUGCCAAGAACCUCCUCACUUCCAACGAGCGUAUGUCUGCCUACAUGGCGGAGCUGCAGAGGAGGAAGAAGGAGGCUCCUUCCAGAGGAUUAGGGUAUGGUUGUCAACCCUGUACGGCCCAAGUAUCGUUGUCUGACUUAAGGAUGCCGCUUAUCUGGAGGGACACAGAUCACUUCAAGAAUAAGGGUGAUUACCGCCGCUUUGCAGUCUUCUGUCUAGUACGAAUUGGGACUGAGAUUUAUGACACAACACUGCUCUGCCCCAUUGAUCGCUCGCUCACUGACCUCACCUUUCCUGAUGUACUCAUUUUCAAUCAGAUUCCUUCUGACUUUGAGUUCCGGCUGGAAGUGUACAGUCAUAUACUUCAGGAUGACAUGAGCAUAGCCAGUACACCCCGCAAGAUCAAGAAGACAAUCCACAGCUCAAUUAGUCGAACUGUUGGAAAGAAACUUGCCGCUUCCCUUCGUGAUGAACUCAACACUGGCAAGAUAGGUCCACACUUCGAACUGAUGGCUACAGCUCGAUUGUCGCUGGACGAAGUUCAUGACAGCAUUCAUACACAUGACAUGCAGGUAGAAAACUUAGAAAACCGCAGUCACCAACUGCCUUUGUUCGGGCACUUCUGCUGCCGCUUAGCUGCCCAGCCUGACUGUGUGUCACAGGAGAGCUGCUCAGGAGAUCUGACUGUGCUAGAUGGUGGCACAGGCAGGCAGUGGGUUUUCAUGUGGGGCCAACUGCAAGCCUUUCGUCUUGACUUGUGGGCCAAGCGCGAACACUGGGAACAAGGCCAAGACCCUGGUAGAUCCAUCACUGUGGACAGGGAAACUGUGAUACAGCCUAGUAAAACAGUAACUAAGGAAAUCAGAAUAUCUAACUUCUGUGAGGGUAAGGAAGAUAUUUCAGUGAUUAGAACAAAAACAACGGAUGAUCAGCAGAGGUGGUUAAGAUUUCUUGUUCAGCAUGCCAAGGAUCAUCUCAGGUGGAAGCAUGCAGCUGAAAAAAUUAUGGAAAUCCAAUCACCUGGUUCAGCAAGACAUUCCUUCACCCGACAGCUGCGCGGAGGAUCUCUCUAUGAUGAGACACCUCUGAUAGAAUCUGUAUCCACUGACUAUCAUCGACCAACAGUGCAGGAAAUAUUUGGAAUGACUCCAUCAACAAGUCUGAGCUCAUGUGCCUCCUCCUCUUCCUCACCUACAUUUCGAGAGCGUUCACAUAGCUCAGGGGGUAGCAACAAAGGAAGGCUGGCUGGAGGAACUGUUCGAACCCACUGGCCAUUUUCCCGGAGCAGCCAAGAUUGAACCAGUUGGUUCCUGCAUCAUUUAAUUACAUUUCAGGGGGGUUUGAUUGUGUUGCUGUUUGUAAUACCACACUGAGCACCAUGCAAGGAACUAAUAUGCUCAAAUGUUUAUUUAUCCCUAAUUUAAAAGCACUUGUAGUUUUCAAGCCGAAGUAUUUUGAGAAGUGUUCCAACUAUUGUACACGUGUUUUGUAUUUGGUUUUGGAAUUUAACAUAAUCUACUGGCGUGUGUAUUGUAUUUGUGUGGAUGUCAAGUGAUGGUAAGUGCUUAGAACUGAAUAAGACAAUUAAGGCAAUAGAUUGCUCUUAUAAAAUAAAGUUAAAAAAGACAACUGAAUCCAGAUUUGUGAUUUACUUGAUGUUUCUCAUUUUGAUAGGAAUGUAAAUUAAAUGUCUUUUUAUAUAAAUGUGUUUAAAUAAGUAUUUAAAUGUAUGCAAUGCAGAGAUAAUGCAACUAGUAAACUAAGAGAAACUGUAUUUAGUAUAACUAUAACCUGAUUGAAUGUUACUGGAAAUAUCCUUUUUUUUUUCUUUCUUUUGUCAUUAAUAUUAGCCAUUGCAUGUUAAAAGGAAUCUGUCUAAUUAAAAUUGUACUGGAAAUGCUAGUUCAUUGGACUUAUUGUGAUCUACAUUUAUAAGUGCAGUUUUGUUUUAGAGAUCAUUUUGGAAAUCUUACAGGUAUUAGUGUUCUGGUCAAAUGUGAGUGAUCAUGUGUACAUUCUGAAUAAGUGUAAAAAGAAUUUUUUCCUCCA
Molecule: messenger RNA, 3604 nt
Organism: Cryptotermes secundus
Lineage: Eukaryota; Metazoa; Arthropoda; Insecta; Blattodea; Kalotermitidae
Product: rhotekin
Exons: 9
Coding region: 1255-2853 (532 amino acids)
Biological process (GO): mitotic cytokinesis; actomyosin contractile ring assembly; septin ring organization
Cellular component (GO): actomyosin contractile ring
Source: RefSeq, a predicted model, not a curated record